AUGGCCAGAGACGGUAUUGUACCCCCUUUAGGUGCAGACCAUCAGCUCGACGGCGACGUGACGGCCCUAAAGAGAACUCUUGGCAACAUACGGCUCCGUCAUCAUGAGACAGGCAAAAUAAUCUUGAUCCCAACGCCCUCAUCUGAUCCAAACGAUCCAUUGAACUGGCCGCAAUGGUACAAAUACUACAUUGCAACGGUGGUCUGCAUUGCCAUGAUGAUGUGCAAUUUCCUUUCUGCCGGCCCGAGCAUUGCCAUAGUCAACAUGACUAUGGAGUUCUUCCCGGGUGCCGACCCUCAGGCAGACCCCCAGCUCUUCAGCACGUCUGUAGCCAAGGUGGCCUACUUCUUCUCGACACUCGCCCUUCUGCAGGGCGUUGGGAACUUCUUCUGGAUUCCCAUUGCAAACAAGUACGGACGACGGUCGACAUACGUCUUCAGCUACGUGAUCUACUUUGCUACGGCUCUUUGGCUCAAUUUUGAGCACUCGUACGGAGCGUUUCUCGCCGGCCGCAUCAUCAUGGGCUUUGGAGCGGGUGCUGCUGAGACAGUUGCGCCUAUUACCAUCGCUGAUAUAUUCUUCCUCCAUGAGCGAGGCACCGUGAUGGCAUUUUAUACGUCUUUCCUGGCAAUCGGCGCCUCAUUGGGCAUAAUAAUCUCUGGCCUGAUUACUCUCAAUCACCACUGGCGUGUCAUCUUCCAGGUUUCCGCCGCCUUGAUUGGCCUCGUCCUCCUACUCAUCUUUUUCACUCUCCCAGAGACGGCCUACAUUCGGGUGCCACCACAAGCAAGCGACGAUGAAUCCUCGCCAUCGUCAACCGAGAAAGUCGGUGCUUCUGUCACCGUCACCGAGCGCCCCUUCCACCCCCUUUCGGCACGAACGACCUACCUUGAAUCACUGAAGCUAUUUCCGGACAAGGCUCUCACAACCGAAAGCCUUCUCAAACUCGUCAUCCGCCCCGUCGGCUUGAUCUGCCUUCCCCCGGUGCUGUGGGCGGCUCUCGUCGAGGCCGGCACAAUCGGCUUCCUUGUCGCCGUGGGCUCCAACGUGGAUGUCGCCUUUGCCACCACCUAUCAGUUCAAGUCCUGGCAGACGGCGCUGUGCUUCGUCGCGGCCGUCGUCGGCUCGGUGGCGGGCAUCCCCGCCGGCGGUCAGCUCGGGGACAAGGUGGCCGAUUGGCUCACCCGACGCAACGGCGGCGUUCGUGAUCCAGAGAUGCGCUUGCCGGCGAUGAUACCGAGCCUGAUUGCCGCACCUCUGUCGCUUAUUUUGUUCGGUGUGGGGAUUGAACAUAAACUGCAUUGGAUCUGUCCAACCAUUGGGAUCGGGCUACUAAUGUUUGCCAUUGUUCAAGGCACAAACGUUGCGCUUGUCUACGUCAUCGACGCAUACCGGCCCGUCGCGGGCGAGGUUACGCUCGCCGUUAUGGGCUUCAAAUCGCUCUUUGGCUUCCUCUUUUCCUUUUACACCAACACAUGGGUCACCGAGUCGGGCUACCAAACCGCUUAUGGCAUCAUGGCAGCCAUCUCAGCCAGCGUGCUCUUGUUAUGGAUCCCCCUUUAUUUUUGGGGUAAGAAGAUCCGUCGCGAUACUUGGCAGUGGCCCGUAGUCUCAUAUAUUCACUGGAGCGACGAUCGUGAGGUCGGCGAGUAA
Messenger RNA from Canariomyces notabilis, 1653 nucleotides. RefSeq names its product MFS general substrate transporter. NCBI's taxonomy places the organism in Eukaryota, Fungi, Ascomycota, Sordariomycetes, Sordariales, Chaetomiaceae. The coding region runs from base 1 to 1653 and encodes 550 amino acids. Gene Ontology annotation, cellular component: plasma membrane. Gene Ontology annotation, molecular function: transmembrane transporter activity. The record is from RefSeq and is a predicted model, not a curated record. The transcript has 7 exons. Gene Ontology annotation, biological process: transmembrane transport.